AUGGCAUCUAAAUAUGUCGAGACAGCCUCCUCAAGGAAACUACAUUGUCUUCAGACUGGUGAUCCGAAAGGACAACUCAUAAUCUGCCUCCACGGCCUGGGAGGCUCUACGGAAACUUUCAAACCUCUUCUGCCCAGCGUACCACAAUCCCACAAUAUUGUCUGUUUGGACUUCCCUGGCUUCGGCGAAAGCCCUGCUCUAGCUGAGCGUCCGACGGUUGCCAGCUAUGUGUCCGACCUGCACGAUGUCAUCACAUUCUUCCAAGCAGGUGAUAAGAGCCCACAAGGCUCUCAAAAGUCAAAGGUAAUCUUGAUCGGGCAUUCCCUCGGAUCGGCCAUUGUGCUGCACUUUUCUGCCCAGUAUCCUUCUCUUAUUGCUGCGAUUUGCCUCCUCGGAGCCACCCGAUCGGCUUCUCACAUUCCUGUCGUGCAGGCCAGAAUGCUAGACAUGGCAAAGAACACUCGGGAGAAGGGUGCGGCGUGGGCAGCCGAGCUCGCCAGCAGAUCGAACUUCCCGCCGCCGGAAAUGCGCGAUGUGGACGAAAAGCUGCGAAAAGAGGUGUAUGAUGCUGUAGCUGCGUCAGACGCUGAGGGUUACGCAUUGACCUGCGAGAUGAUGGCGGACAACUCACACAAGGAUCCAGACUACACUAAGAUUAAGUGCCCAGUGCUUCUAAUCGCGGGGGACCUUGAUGUCAUCAGUCCAGUAGAGAGGUCAAAGGGUCUAGUUGAUAUCAUAGGACCGGACUUGUGUACACUAGAGAUUGUCAAGUCUGGGCAUCAGCCAAUUGUGGAAGAACCGGAUGCUGUUGCGCGAGCCGUGGGACAAAUGCUCCGAAAAAUCCAGGCUUGA
This is a messenger RNA of Clonostachys rhizophaga, 852 nucleotides long. Lineage: Eukaryota; Fungi; Ascomycota; Sordariomycetes; Hypocreales; Bionectriaceae. The record is from the annotation of a GenBank genome assembly.